AUGGUGGACAAGAUCUUGAAGGGUGAGCGUGCGGACACCCCGGAGGCCAUCAUGCGAGCCCGGUUCACAGCCCUCCGCUUCAAGGACCCUCAGUUCUUGGCGGCGACGGAGAAGGAGGAGGGCACCUCGAUCAAGAAGCGCGCCGCCGGCUGGGCGAAGACUCUUGGGAUGGAGGAGAA
Molecule: messenger RNA, 179 nt
Organism: Symbiodinium sp. CCMP2456
Lineage: Eukaryota; Dinophyceae; Suessiales; Symbiodiniaceae
Source: the annotation of a GenBank genome assembly